AGAAGUGAGCAAUUGCCAACAUAUAUCCAUUACGCUGUUGCAUACACACACUCAGACACACACUCUUCUUGUAGUAGCAUGGCUCUGCACGUGUGUGUGCGUUCUCUGCUCUCCACAAAUGGACUCCGCUUGUUAAACAUACCUUUGGGUGUACGACUCCAGCCCAAGCAGGCCCAUCUACACAGCAGCAGUUCCUUAGGGUCCAAGGUGUUGUUACACUUUGUAAAUCAGUCUGGAACAAAGACCAGCGUUAAUGCGGCUGAGGGAGAAUCCCUGCUGGACGUGGUUAUCAACAAGAACCUCAACAUCGAUGGCUUCGGUGCGUGUGAAGGCACCCUGGCAUGUUCCACCUGUCACCUGAUUUUUGAGGAUGGCGUGUAUGAGAAGCUGGAUUCAGUUGCAGAUGAGGAGAUGGACAUGAUGGAUUUAGCCUAUGGACUCACCAAAACGUCACGACUGGGCUGUCAGGUGAUCGUGGAGUGCUGGAUGGAUGGAAUGACUGUCCGAGUGCCACAAGAUAUCAAAUAUCAACGAGAGGCACAGGAGGUCAAGAACAAGCAGUGAGACGUGUUUAUUAAUAAAGAUUAUUCUUAGGCAACCUACAUAAGGACUACAUAACCCUGAAACAUUGAAAUUAUUGGCCAAAGAUUUAAACCCAAGAACCGCACAAGGACAGCAUGAUGCCAACAUUAACCUUUAAUCACACCCACAUAUACACAUUUAACACAUUUAUUUAGGCCUACAAUUUAAAAUACAAAAUUAAAAGACCCAAAUCUUUUUAAAUGCAUACAUCAUCCAACAGCAGUACAUGUCCAUGCCAGCAUCAGUCAAAAAUAAGCACAAUCAGAGUACAUUUGUAGCUUAAACUAUUAAUACACUCUAAGAGUGGCUGGUAUUUCACAAUCUUUGUACAAAAAGCUUCCUCCAUUGAUGAGUCAAAACAGCAGCUUACUUCAAUCAGAAACACAGAUUUACCCUCCACAUCUACAGUAACCACAUCAGGCCUUCUGGCAGAUAUUUCACACAGAGCCGCUUCACCAAACACACUGUGCAACAUUUCAGAAUUCACCAAACAAUUUGUAUGUACAAAGACUGAGGAGGGAAAAACAGAUGGCAGUUCUUUACAAAUUAAUUCCACUAUUCUCUCAUGUCUUGAGAUAUACAUGUCCUUACAAAAAUUACAACCGUUCAGAAUAUGAGACAUGGACUCAAUGAUCUGAGUCUGAGGGUGGUGUAGACAGUAAGCAGAAUGCAGAUUGUGGUACCAAAUGGAUAGGUUGAGCCGUGUUGGUAGGACCUGAAGUCUGGCUUUAGUUGUGAACAGCAGAAUGUCUUCAUCUAAAGAACAGUUUCCAAAUAUAGAGUGUGAAAUCGAGUGAUCAGCUGAGGGAAGACACGCUAGCGCCCCCUGCAGUCUCAAUCCAGUCCAGUGUUUACAAAGUUCAGAGUGGCGUGAAGCCAGAAUAGAAGUCCGCACAUUUUCAGAGGAAAUAACUCGCUGUGUGUUUCUUCACUAGUGAAGUCACGCUCACAUUGACACUUUGAUCUUUUAUAAUUCUUUCAUUGACCUUCACUGGCAUAGAGUCUGCGUCCGUCCACUGCACACUGACUCCUGACCAGUUGCACAGAUCAUUCAGGUCUGGCCAGUCAGACCAAACUCCAAACCCAGCUGCGUUGGUAUCCAGCUUACCAGAGGGCUUCUGUCUGAAGCCUAGAAAGCUAGGUUCAGUCUCGCUGGCAUAUGGGACCUUUCUCCGUUUCAGAUCUAAAAAGAGGGAGGCUCUGGCCAUUUCUCUGACAGUAUCAUCAUCAUUGUUAAGCAUUCUUAACAGAUGGGCUAGUCUUGUAGAGAUGUAUGUCCAUUCAAAAUCUGGUACCCCUAAGCCACCAACCCGCCUCUGACAGAAGAUAAUGUCCCGUGUUGUAUGUGUAUUUAAGCCAAACCAGCUUCUCACAGCCUGUACAGUUCUAUUGUUCAGGUCCCGUAGAACCUUCCGAGGUAUAUGAACAUUGUCAAAGAAAUGUCGCACUUUAGAUAGAGCAAUCUGUGUGAUUGCUUCCACCUUCAUCAUCACAGGCAGAGGAGCAUGGCUGAUUUUUUCCAACCUGUCUGAAUAUUCAGAGAUCACUUCAAUCACCUGCUCUUUCCCUUCUCCUGCUACAUUGAUUCUAUGUCCCAAAUAUGCAUAUGUUUCAUGCCUUGCGUAUACUCUUAUUGGUUUACUAUUUAUGGCAAAUUGUGGUUUUUGAUCAGAUUUUGAAUGACACCAUCGAUUUCCCCCACUUCUUCUCUCAUAGAAAACUGCACAUUUAGAUUCCUUCACAUGCAAUUUAGACCACUCAAGAAAAACAUCUGUCCUUCUUAGCAUAUCCUGUAUUACACUCUCCUGACGUUAAGAGAAAACCACAUCGUCUGCAAAGGCCUGGACAGGAUUGGGGGAAAUUACAUUUAGUGGAGCACAUUGAUCUAUCCACCGUAGCCAUUGAUUGAUUGCCAAAAUGAAAUUCACUGCACUCCACGGGCAGCCUGUUUUUAUGCCAAUUUUUAAGGGUAUUGAGUCUGUAAGUUGUCCUCCACAAACAACUCGAAUAAAGGAAUUUUCGUAUACAUUCUUUAUCAGGUCAAUAAAAACCUGGGGUAGAUGUAUUUCCUCCAGAGCUCUUAUCAUUACAUUAUGAGGAAGAGUUCCAAACGCAUCACGAAAAUCCAAAAACACAGAGUACAACCUUGCAGACUCAUGUUUAAAGUCAUCAAUUCCCAUUUUGAAACAAAAUACAUGUUCAUCCAUUCCUGGUCUUUCAAUAAAGGCUUUCUGCUUAGAGGACAAAAUAUUAGCAUCCACUAGCCAUGGCAGAAUUCGGGACAAAAUACACUUCAUAAACACUUUAUAGAUUGAUGGCAAUAAGGAGAUAUCUCUCCAGGUUGUAGGGUCUUCAGGAAUAUUAUCCUUCUUAGGAAUUCUAUAGAUUAUUGCACCCUUCAUGAGUCAGGCACUCUUCUGUUUCUAAAGCAAGUAUUAAAGAUGGCCAGAAGUAUGUCUAACCACUGACCAGACUUCAGUACUUCAUAAGUCACUCCAUCAUCCCCACUGGCUUUGUUAUUAGGUAAAUUAGCUAAAACAGCUCUUACCUCCUCCGCAGAAAAAGGAGCAAUUAGGAGAAUGGUCACUAGGAGAAUGGUCAGGUUCAGGCAGAUGGAAAAAAUCAGACCAUGGAGGAGGGGGCAGUGGGUCCGCGAUGAUCACUGGGCUUUGGCAUUUCUCCUUGUACUAAGACCGCACUUGUUGUGGAUAUUCAGGGUACUCACUAUUGUUCAAAAUCACCUUUAUAGCUUUUGUUCUCUUAUGUUGCCACAGAUAAGCCAGUUUAUUCCGACUUAUUUUCUUUCUGCGUGAAGUUCGUGGUCUGAGUGCAGGUUGCACAGUGUCUCUAAUAAAGCACAGUUGCGCUUCAAUCCACUGUAGUAGCGAUACUGAUGUUAAUUCCAAAGGAAAGGGGGACACUUGCGGUAGCUUCUUUAGGACCCUCGGCGUGAACUUUAUGAACGGCAAUUUAAAAGCUCUUCCGCGGGCCCUCUCCGCCGAGAAAACACCGUUCUUAAAGUACACCCCAUUCAACAAGGAUAUUAGCUUACACCACUUUGCUGGAUAAGCAGAACUGGCAAAACUCCACUUCUGCCGCAGCCUCUCCGUGUUCAGUGUUUCUCUAAAGGAUCUCUCACUUAUCUGGAAGUGGUUCCACUGAUGUUCAGUUAGUUUAUAGUCGCUAGUGGCAAAGUCCGAGGCUUUAAACUCCGUCCCUGCUAACUCUAGCACUGGGUCUGGAGCACGCCACUGUUGUUUGUAGACUCGGCCACUCGAUAAUGCUUCUUUGUACGCUGUCUUGAUCGCUGACAGCAGACACAUGACCAGUACUACUUGCACAGACAUUUAUGCACUUAUCUGCAUUAACGACGGCAGUUACGACAGGUGUAGAUGUUAAAUUUGCAGCGUGGAGCAGCAGCGUUCACACACGCCAGUGCCGGUACCAGCACGGCGCAGGCGCACACACACACACACACACACACACACACACACAUAUAUAUAUGUGUCAUGUCAUGUCAGUUGUCAUGUAGUCUUGGGUUUUAUCACAGUUAAUGCAAUUUUAUCACUGCAUGUUAUGUUAUGACAUCUGAAAAAAACAUCUUAAAUAAGCCUUUAUAAAUAGUUUAUAUCAGUUUUCAUAAAUAAGUGACUUAUACAUUAUGAACAAAGCCCCUACAACUACCAACAUAAGAAAAUAUGUUAAUAAUAAUGUAAAACAGAGUAAUGGUAUGUAAUAAAUGGCAGAACAAGAAACAAUGAUUCAAAUCAGUAUUAUAAAUGAAACAAAUGUCAGUCACCUUACCUUUAUGUCAUCUUGUAUAUGCAUAUAACUGUGUUCUUCAAUGUGUUUUGUAAGCAUGUGUAAUGCCCUAAGAGUCCUAUGUACAAAUAUUUCAGUCAACAUGUUGCUGAAUAUAAUACACAUAAAUGAUAAUCAUGUUGCCACCAUUUAUAAUUGUAAAACUAUAUCUUUGUAUUUAUCAUCUUUCUACACCAAUAAACUGAAGAAACCCUGA
Messenger RNA from Astyanax mexicanus (Mexican tetra), 4600 nucleotides. RefSeq names its product ferredoxin 1b (gene fdx1b). Bases 79 to 564 code for a protein of 161 amino acids. Gene Ontology annotation, cellular component: mitochondrion. Gene Ontology annotation, molecular function: 2 iron, 2 sulfur cluster binding. The transcript is spliced from 4 exons. The record is from RefSeq and is a predicted model, not a curated record. Gene Ontology annotation, biological process: positive regulation of oxidoreductase activity; P450-containing electron transport chain. NCBI's taxonomy places the organism in Eukaryota, Metazoa, Chordata, Actinopteri, Characiformes, Acestrorhamphidae.